GGCCAAAGCCUGAUCAUUCUAAUAGAAGAGCUUAUGGUCUUGGCCAACCACCUCGUGGCAACCCACCUGAUGAAAGCUAGACAGGGGAUGCAGAGAUCACACAAGAACACUGCCGACAAGGUUAAUAGAGCACUGAGGCAGUACCUGCAGAAGGUACUAACAUCACAAGAAGCUGCGUCGGAGGUUGGAGAGACUCUCGAGGAAACUUCGGAAUCUUCAAAGGAAUCUUCGGGAGGUGGUCAAGGAAAAGCAACCCAAGGAAAGUCUCCAGGAAACGAAUCACAAGUAAAGUCUCCAGGAAACGAAUCACAAGUAAAGUCUCCAGGAAAAGAACCUCCACAAGUUGGAGCGCGUUCGUCUUCAGGAGCGCAAGAGCCUUCAGACGACUCUGCUGCUACUCGUUCUGCGUUAAAGGCACUACUAGCGGACCCAAAAGUUGGAGCAGCGGAGCUGCUUGCCUUCACGAGUCAACACUUUCCGCCUUUGCUAUUAUGGUCUGCGCAGUGUAGAAGUACUACCUGUGUUAUUUUUAUAGUAUUCUAUUAGCGAGUGGGCACGUCAAUCAAUGGCUUAGAAGUGCCUCUCGUCAGACAAAAUUUGACUAUCCUCUUCGUGCUCCAGUGUACCUAUUUCUUGUAGGGUGUUUUUUUGUACACAUGGAGGCACAUGAAUCAAUAGGAAAUACAUUUCCAUUGCUUUUCUUGAUUAUCUGAGGAUGACAAGGUUACUCACAAAUACAACAGCACGAUCACUCGCCUUCAUCAUCUACCUUCUUCUUCCAAGACCCGAGUGUCUUUGCUCAGCCUGCUUGAGUCACUGUCUUUGCUCAGCCUGAUUCAGGUUCUGGGGGGGACCCUUCGGGCACCACCAAGGCCCAAUAAGUGCCACCAAGGCCCUUUGCGUGCCACCAAGAUCCUUUGAGUGCCAUCCUUGCCGCUUCCACUAAAGCCCUGCUUCUCUUUUCCUAGUACCUUUCGCUCUCUCUGACCUUGUGUUUUUUAGGGCGCUUACUUUGCUUCCCAGGACUCUUCGUCUCCCAGGGCCUUUGGCGUCCUGAAGUCUUUCCGUGAAGACCUCUACCCAAACCCGGAUUCUUCCACUCGAGAUACGGUUCCAAGUACUCAAUACCGUUCCAAAUACUUGCACUUGCGCAAACUUCUGAAUGUUGCUUACCGUUAAUGUGUAAAUGUAAUUACUGAUACUUCAGGAAAAUACCUGUCGAAGAUCACGUUUCCCCUAAAAAACCCUUCUCAAAGACCCUUCUUCUGCCACCAUCACGCAUCACGCUUCCCCUAAGAGGCCCUUGUCUUCUAAGAUUGAGCUAAACAGGCUUCCACUAUUACGCUACCCUAAAUCUAAAAUUAGCCUAGCCUGCAUUAGUCACACGAGAAGACUUCUGAGCUAAAUUCCCGUCCAAUAUUACGCUUCUCCCAGAAGUCCCUCUCUACUUGUGCUAGUGUCUUUCACUACUUAUUUUCCCAAGAAAAGAAGACUCUUAUUUUCUCAAGAAUCUUCUACCCGUCGUCCCCUACCACGCCUCUAAUUUCGGCAGAAAGUGUCUCUUUUACUGCGCUUCAGGCGCUCUCUCCUGCCAAGUACCGAAUGCUCAAAUACGAAGAGGAAAAACUGUUGUUAAGGAGGAUAACGCAGUAUGUGUAAUUUAGAGCAAAUACAAGAAUUGUGCUAUACUAGAGUAGAUACAAUUGUAUCAGUCAAUAUAUUUCUUCGCUGAUUUAGAGGAAAUACAAUUGUGCUCCUCUCGAUCGGAUUCACCACAGGACCCGUGGUUAGUACUAGUAUCGGAAAAGCCUCAAUGCCCCUUGCGGCUAGUAUUGAAGACAAGCGGCGCUAAUCCUCGCACAUGAGCCGGAUGAGAGCAGCACCACUGAAACUUCGCCUGAAAGCUGCAGAGCAAGCGAUGUAGACCGUGACAUCCAAGAGCCUGAUGACUUAGAGGACCUAGAAGAUCCUCUUUCUUUUAUAGAGUCAGACACCGAUGAAGAACUCUCUCGAAGGGAGCUUAGCGAAGAUGCGGGUUCACUUAAGGCUUCAGACGUUCAUUUCUCUGAUUCUUAGAAGACGGAAGCAGUACUUGUUUCACGGAUCGAGUUAUACUUUUUUCCAAAUUUAUCUCCUGAUUCUCCUGACAAGAUCUUCUUAGAAGUAGAUGGCUAGCGGCGCGUCCUAUGUAUGUAUGUAUGUAGGUAUGUAUGUAUGUAUGUAUGUAGGUAUGCGUGUAUGUGUGUAGGUAUGUAUGUAUGUAUGUAUGUAUGUGUGUUUGUAUGUGUGUAGUAUGUGUGUAUGUAUGUAUGUACGUCUGUGGGUAUGUAUUUAUGUAUGUCUGUUUUAAGAACCGAAAAGCUUGCGCUACCAUCAACGCCCUCCUCUAAGAAGCGAAAAGAUUGCUACCAUUGGGGCCUCAAUUUGCAAGGCUACUUGCAUUUUACUUCACCGAUCAGAAGAUAUGCAGAUCUGGUAGUACAUCGACUACUAGUUCAAGCCUUGCAGAAACCUGAAGCUUUUUCCACUGACCUCGAUGCUGAACAUGCGGAUGCCGAAUGUUAAGGAAAGAAUGAAGAGGGAUGUAGUAGAGAGGGAUGUAGUAGAGAGCACAGCAGUGGGCAAGAAUUCAGAUCAGGAUCUCCAAAUUUUUAGGCGUGUAGAAAGAAAGGAUCCUUUCACGACGCUCUCCAUCCUAGCAAGUUAGUCGUGCCAUCCUAAGAAGUUACUUGUCGCAAGACCCAAGGCUCAGCCUUACUAAGGCCCUGCUCCUCGACUACGUCCUACUUAAAAAACUGGUGAUGUAUCCUAUUCUAACAUGAGAGCAGGCUAGAGGUGGCUGCUGAACGAUGCACAGUAUUUGCCCGUCGUCAGGAUGACGCUCACACGGAUUCUUUGGCUUACUAUUUCGGCGAAUAUUUGAGGCGGACCGAAUUUCAACGGAGGCAAGGUGGAUUAAGGCAUAUUAUAACAAUUACGCCAUAGACAAGGUGGAUGAAGGCAUAUUAUAACGAUUAUACUCCAUAUACUUAAUUCGAGAGAAACGUCCAGGAUGCAGCAGCUGUCGUCUCUGAAUAGUUUAAUGAUCACAUUGAGUUUCUUGUAAUUAUUUCUGAGGUCCUGGCUAGAAAACACAUAUUGAAGAUAUUUUUUUUCGGGGUCGUAGUUUUCGGCAAUGAUAUUUUCAACUUAGACUUCAAGCCAAGGCUGCUGGCUGAGGGCGGCAAGAUAUUUUUUUGAAAAUUUUGCAGUCUCUAAAAUAUGUACAAGAUGAAAUGACAACUCAUGAAGAGGAACGAGAAGGAAAUGUUGCUACAGGUGGGAAAACUUCUACAGAGGAGGAAGAGACAGCUUCUACUAGUGGAAUAGCAGUAGACGAACAAAUUACAAGUACGAGGAUAUUAACCGGGCUUAGAUUGAAAGCGGUGGUGUCGAAAAUCAUCGUUUUGCAGAGCAAGAAGGAAAAGAUUCCUGCUUCGGAAGAGAGUCCUGCUACGAUUGAGGCCAAGCCCGCUGCUGCAAGUGAAGCCAAGCCCGCUGCUGCAAGUGAAGCUAAGCCUGCUGCUGCAAGUGAAGCUAAGCCCGCUGCUGCAAGUGAAGCUAAGCCUGCUGCUAGAAGUGAAGCCCCUCUCGACCAAGGACCGUCGGACGAGGUAGACGGAUCUUCCACAACGUCAUCUUCCACCACCAGUACAAGUUCUCAAUCUGAUGAUGAAGAAGAAAACAAAACUAAAAAAGCAUCAAAGCGAAUCAAAGUCGAGUUCUUCUUGCCUCAACUGCGCCAAUUGCGCGCGGGGACGGCUACGAGCUUAGACUGCACACCGGAAGAACUAGAAUUAAGGCUUUUUGUUGUUGUAAUACUUUAUCGUAAUGAAGAACAGGUGAGGAUGAGGUUAGUUUCAUAACAACGUCAUAGCCUUAGGAUCCUAGUUUCAGGUCCAUCUAACAACAACAACAAGCUUGGAUGGAUCUUCUUCUAAUCUUUGCCCUGAAAGUGGGUGAGGAGUUAUCUUUGUGGGCGCAAACCACUCCACAUAGCCUGUGCCUGGCUGGAGCACAAACAGCGGUCCUCCGUGUGCAAGAAAAAGGCGGCUCUCCCGUGCAAUUCAAGAAUAAGGCGAUGUGGACCUUGAAACUGCAUAGGCCUGACUUUGCAUAGGCCUCUGACAGUGAAUAAGGCAGCAUCAAUGUGGACUCUGUAGUGCUGCAGCACUAUAAGUUGACAUCUCUCACGAAUCGCGGAGGCAUGGAUCUGGUGGUCUAUACUUGGAGAUCUGGUCGUUGCGGUGAUGAAUCUGGCAUCAAUAUACAUAUAGAUUUUGCAGAGACCUGAAAGCAUUCGCGAGGCAUCCUUUGAUACUGAAGAAGGACCAUGCUUUGCAAAGACAAGUGGCGGUGAAAGAGAUGAAGCAACAGUGUCAAAGCAUUAGUUGACGUUUUUUUUUUGGGAUUUGAGUGCUGAAGGAGGCUGAUGCUAGCAUAGAAUUUCUCGGGAGAGGCAUGAAAAUAGGAGUGAAGGACAUUGAUACGCAAUGAUAAAGAACUCGAAUCAAGCAUAGAGAACUCGAAUCAAGCAUGGAGAACUCGAAUCAAGCAUAGAGAACUCGAAUCAACCUAUUAUCAGAACUUCGACUCAAUCAAGAAUCAGGAAACAGGAACUCGACUCAGGAAACAAGAAGUCGACUCAAGUUUUCAGCGUUAGAAUUAAUGAUUAACAACUUUCUGGUGCCUAGAAGCCUGGGAGCCGAAGCGGACAAUUAUUUUUUUUGCUUCGGAAACUUCCGUGUAAGUGUAGUGGGAAGCGUUUCCAUGCAUGUGAGAAUCUCAGUACUAUAACGGACAAGAAAGGCACUUUCUAAACGGCAUGCCUGAAUCUUCUUUGAGAAUCCUGCAUCUUUGAGAGCCAAACC
This is a messenger RNA of Amoebophrya sp. A25, 4910 nucleotides long. The record is from the annotation of a GenBank genome assembly. Lineage: Eukaryota; Dinophyceae; Syndiniales; Amoebophryaceae.